This is a messenger RNA of Amphibalanus amphitrite, 9757 nucleotides long. RefSeq lists its product as uncharacterized. The transcript is spliced from 10 exons. The record is from RefSeq and is a predicted model, not a curated record. The coding region runs from base 47 to 9757 and encodes 3236 amino acids. NCBI's taxonomy places the organism in Eukaryota, Metazoa, Arthropoda, Thecostraca, Balanomorpha, Balanidae.
AGACCAAUCAAAACACAGUAAUCAGCAAAAUUGCCUUGCGCCCAAGAUGGCGUCUGCGGAGGACGAUAGCGAGGAAAACAAUGAGAAAAUGGAAUCUUUAUUCUCAACUGAAAAAGAUAAGAUUCUUUUGCCCAUUUAUCAGUCUCUGGAGGCGGCGGUGACGGACCAUGAGCGCUCCUACCCGGACCGCGUGUCGGCGCUACUCUCCGCCUGGGAGAAGCUGGCGGCCAUGACGGCGCGCGCCUCGCCUGACGCUGUGCUCAGUCUGGCUCAGCACAUCUACAGACGGACUCUGGAGCUGCUGCUGCGCGGUGACUGGCCGCGCCUCUCGCCCGUGGUGAAGACCCACCUGACGGUGACGGUGCAGCGGUGUGGCGCGCUGGUGCGCGGCCGGGCCACCGCCGCUCUCUGCCACCGGCUGGUGGCCCUGGUGCGCGACCCGUGGGGCGAGCUGACGCUGCGCUGCCUGCUGGAGCGCCGGCCGGUGGACGAGUCGGCGCUGCUGGAGUUCUGCUGCCGCGAGGCGGCGCCGCUGCUGACACUGCGCCUGCAGACGCUCUGCGAGUCGCGCUGCGAGGACCUGGCGCUGGCCGUCGUCCAGCAGUGCGUCAGGUGUCAGCAGCUGGCCGACCCGGCCUUCAGGGACCAGUGCUCAGCGGCGCAGCGGCACCACUUCUUUGAUCUCUGUGUGGCGCUCCUGUUCAAGUACAAACAAAAGGAUGAUAUCAUCGCGAUGCUGCCGGCGACGGUGGACGGCUCGGGCGUGGCGCUGGUACGCCGGUUCGCGGCGCGGCGCGACUCGCGGGACCGCGUCUGGCGCGUCAGCCGGAAGGUGGCGCUGUUCGUCAGUCAGGUGCUGCUGGCCCAGUCGCUGACACAGCCGGCCCCCGGCCACGUCAGGGAACUGGCGGUGGAGUGGGCGCAGCUGCUGCGACUGGAGACCGCCCUCGAGCCGGCAGACAUCGAGGAGGCCGUCCACAAGCUCAGCGGCCGCUCCGAGUCGGCGGCGCACGUCAGCGCCCUGGAGAGCGCCGUCACCCACGUGUUCGGCGCCCAGAUGCGACCGCUGGCCAUCGAGCUCUGUGUUCGCGCGCUCAUACUCGAAACCAACCGGAUGGAGCACCUCAAACUGCUGCACGACGCGGGCGACGCGGCCGCACCGACGGCGGCCCCCACCGACGACCAGACGGCCUGCCGACGCGGCCUGGCCGCCGGCUUCCAGCGGCUGGCUGAGCUGACCGCCGACAACCCGCACGUCAGCCGAGAGUGCGUGCUGACCGCGUUCUCGCUGGAGCCGAGUGCUGCCACGCUGAGGCUGUUGGUGCGUCUGGCGCAGACGGCGGGCUCGGGGGCGGUCGCGGAGUCGGCGGACGCUGGGAAUGGGGCAGAGAUGGCGGAUUCCGCGCCACCGGCGGAGUCGGGUGUGGAGAGGAAGGUCUCUGAGGAGACGAUCGGACAGGACGGGCCGACUGCCGCGCCCAGUGAUGGUGACAGUGUACAAAAGGACGAGCCGGCGCCGCGGGCCGACAGCAUAGUGGACGAACUCGCCACCCGCUUUGCUGCGCUGGACAAUGAGCGGGUCGAGUCGGGGCCGGCGAGAAGCGAGAGCUCAGCCGCUCCGGAACGGGGUGGGGACGCGGGGGCAAUGGAACAGUGCGCAGACUCAGUGAGCGCGGAGGAUGGAACAGUGAGUGAGGGAAACAGUGCAGCAGAUAAACCCGAGGACAGUGCGGUAGUAAAAUCUGAGGACAGUGCAGCAGUGAAAGCCGAGGGCGGUGACGAUCCAGCGCCGGCGGGCGGUGACGGCCGGCGCCGCUGCUGCUCAGCGACGGCCGAGGACGGCCGCGCAGAGGGCGGCGGGUCGCCGUGCGAGGCGUGCGCGGCGGCCGGCUCGGGGCGGCACCGUUCUCUCUCCGAGUCGGACCCGACGUUCGUGGCCUGCGCCGACGGUCUGAUGGACCAGCUGCGCUCGGCCGCCGCGCCGCCGUCCCGGUCACCGUCUCCGGACAGCGACCGGCGGCUGAUGGAGGCGCUGCUGAAGGCCCAGCACGCCUCCGACGAGAGCUACGACGUGCUGCGCGGCUGCGGCGCGGCGCUGGACGCGCUCGGCGUGUCGGAGCAGCUGGCCGCCGACCUGCUGGUUGUGCUCAGCUCCAACCGCUGGAAGAUGCUGUCCUGGAGCCGCGACUGGUCCGAGCUGUACCCUGUGUGCCGCGCCUACCUGCGAGACCCCGACGGCCUGGUCAACACCACCAAGGAGCUCAAAUUUCUGGAGAUCGACUACAGUCAGUUCAUGGGCAAACGGGACGAGGAGCCAGAUGAGUUUGACGGCAUUGAGAAGGGCUACGAACGCUACCUGCACGGCUCAGACCGCGAGACGGAUACCGAGCACAAGUCUUCCUCCGGCGCGACUGCUAAGACAAAAAAGAAGCAUUCCAAUAAGGCGAAGAGUGAACCUUCGACACAGGAGCGGAAGGGUGAUUUGUCCGCAUCGGACGAGAAUAGCAUAUCGGAACCUCUUGCUAAGGAUGACUCGCUUGAACCGAAUGUGAAGAAGCUCUCCAAAAAGAAGCCGGGCAGAAAACCCGGUCCAAAGAGAGAGGAACCCACACUGCCAAAGUUUGUGAAGACUACAAAGACUGCCACUCAGAAAGUAAAGAAGUGCCGGCCGCUGGCGAUGGAGGGUAAGCGGGUUACGAUUCAGCGCGAGCCCGGGAAGCGGGGCCGCGGCCGGCCGCGGAAGACGCCACCGACCGUGUGUCCGGCGCCGGCCGCCUGGAACGAGAAGCUGGCCAUGCUGCGACGGUACAUGGAGGAGCGUCAGCUGCAGCAGCUGAGCCAGCAGGGGACGCCCCCGCAGACACCGCCGCCGCCGCCGCCGGCAGCGCGCCGCCCCGACGGCUCGCCGUCCGACGCCACCAAACUGCUGCGCCAGUUCCGGCCCGACAAGCAGCUGUCGCCGGCGCGCUCCCCGGAGCGGCGUCCGGCCGCGCUCGGCACCGCCACCAACUUCUACCCGCGCGUCCAGCUGCAGGCCAAGCUGAGCUGGCAGCCGGAGCCGGCGCGGCCGCCGUCCGAUCCGCCGCCGCCGCCGCCGGCCGACCGGCAGACGGACGACAACCCAGACAGUCUGCUGAAGGCCUCCAUCAGACGCCGGCUGAAACGGAGCAUAGUGGCGCAGAUGCGACAUAGGCUCUCAGAGACACUGCGGGACAGGAUGAGUUCGAGCUCGUCCGAGUCCUCGCGGCCCCCUUCGGUAUGCGCUGACGAGAACCGGCGCAAUUCAGCCAACGUGGCGGCCGCGCCCGCACAACUAAAGAACGUGCGCAUCCGCAAAAAGUUGCUGAAGAAGCACUCGUCACUGCGUAGCGUUCGCAUCAACCGGCCGAAGCCGAGUCUGUGGAACACGCCGCUGCUGAUCGAGCCUGGGGAGAAGCAGGAGGAGCCCGAGUUUGACUUCAGCCUGGUGUCCAAGCUGCCGGACGUGGUGCCGCCCCAGGAGACGCUGGUCUACCCGGUACACUCGACUCCCUCCUCCACCAGCGGAACUCCGCAGACCCCCUCCCAGCAGCCGCAGCCGCCGCGCCGGCCCAGGAACAGCCGGAAUAACUCGGGCGGCGGCGGGGGCAGCGGGAGUGGCGCCGUGUCCGCGCGGAACCGGGCGCCCUCCGGCGGCAGUCGCUCCAAGAAGGCGCGCACGGACGCGGCGGCCGAGCAGCUGUCCUCGUCGGGCGGCGGCGGCGGCGGUGACCUGUCGCAGCCGGGUCCGAGCGGCAGCGGCGGCGGCUCGUCGGAGGCGCCGGCGCCGCCGUCGGGCGGCCGGCCGGCGGCGCGCACCAUCUCCUUCCAGGAGGUGCUGCGGAAGGUGGAGGAGGCGGGCGAGCGGAGCUCCGGACAGUCGGCCGGCCUCAGUCGGCUGCUGCAGACGCCUCUGGACGGCGCCAGCGGAGAGCAGGAGACCAUCACCCUGUACCGCUCGCAGGACACCUCCGUAUCGCAGACUUUCAUCCCCUCCAGCAGCCUGACGCCUACUCUGGUCGCCACCAGUUCGGGCGGCAGCGGCGGGCAGACGCGCGCCACGCCGGCGCGCGCGCCGACUGUGGUGCGCCACCCGCAGGUGCCCGAGGUCAAACAGGUGGUGAUUCCCCCGGCGCUGCAGCAGCAGGCCGCCCGGCUCCAGCAGCAGCAGCAGGCGGCCGCCGCCAGUCAGCAGGCCAGCCAGCUGUCGAGGCUGCUGAACCAGCGGCUGGAGUCUCCGCCUCCGGUGUCGUCCGCUCAGGACGCGUUCUCGCUGCUACUGGCCAGCUCUCGGCCGCAGCAGCCGCCGGCCGUCAGCUCGUCACAGCUCUCAGAGAUCCUGUCCCGGCCGCUGGACACGUCUGUGCCGCGUCAGGUGAAGACUCGGGAGCUGGCGAGCCUGCUGACGUCCCCAUCUACCUCGGCAGCGGGCUCCAGCGCCCAGCAGCAGCAGCAGCAGCAGCAGCCGGCGUCUGAGACGGCCACCAGCAGUACAGUGAAGACUGAGACCACUCCCACCGACGAGGGCCUGGUGGGGCGGAUCGCCGACUACCUGAUGCGGCCGUCACCUCAGCCCCCGGAGCCGCCGGCCACCCCGACUCCUACAACCCCCACUCCGGCUCCGACUGCGGCCCAGGCGGCGGCACCGGCCGCGUCCGCGCCCUCCGCGCCGGCGGCCACUGUGGUGUCGGCGACCAGCGCUCUGCCGGGCAUCUCCAGCCUACUGAAGGUGUCCGGAUCGCCGGUGUCCGGGGCGCCGCAGCGCGCCGUGGCUGCCACCGCGGCGGCUGGCUCGGCCGGGCCGCCGGCCAUGCAGACCGGGCAGGUUCUGGUGCUGAACAAUCAACAGAAACUGCCGCAGAGCAUCCUACUGCACGGCCAGCAGUACACGCUGGUCAAAAAGGAUUCUCAGGUUAUCUACGUGCCGACGGCCCGACUGAUCCAGGCGCAGCAGCAGCAGUCCGCCGCCAAGCAGCGUCAGCGACAGCAGCAAGAGCAGCAGAGACAACAGCAGCAGCAGGAGCAGCAGGCGGCGGCGGCGGCGGCCGCUGCGCCCCCUCAGCAGCCCUCGCGGUCGGUGGUGGCCCAGCCGUCCGGCCGGAACACCAUCCAGUACAUGCCGUCAGCGGCGGCGGUGGCGGCGGCGCCGGCCGGCGCCUCCAGCCCGUCCGUCUCCUCCACCACGCUGGAGCAGUUGCGCGAGUUCGAGAGCGUCCUGGAGGCGGUGUCGACCCGCGCGGAGGCCACCGGCUCCGGCCACGAGGCCGCCCUGGAGCUGGAGACGCUCGUCGCCUCGGACCUGCUGGGCAUCACACCCGAGUCGUCGCCGGCGCCGGCCUCCUCGUCUGGCGGCUCUCAGUUCGUGUACCCGCCGGCGGUGCCCGAGCCCGGGCCGCCCGACGACGAGAGCAGCCGCGGCAGCAGCAGCUCCAGCUACCUGGUGGGCCAGCCGGCGGCCGCCGCCGCCCCCCUGGUGACGCCCUCCUACACCCCGGACGCGUCGCCGUCACUGCCGUCCGUGGCGUCUACCUCCUCAGGAGUCAGCGGGUCGCCACUGGUCAGUAAACCCAAGCCAAAGCCGCUGCCGCAGAAGCUGAAGACGGCCGUGACGGCGCAGAAGCCCAAGCCGCUGGUGACUCCGACCCUGGUGAAGCCGUCGCCGGUGAAACAGGAGUUAGAGGAUGACCAGACGCGCCAGCGGAUCGCGGCUAUUCUGCAGCAGUACCAACAGGAUCUGGCCUGUAAUCCAACCCCCACCCCGGCUCCGCGUAAUCGCAAAAACCCACCCGUGUACACGUCACGGGGCGGAGGCGAGGGAACCAGCAAGAGCAAGAAGAAGUCACCCAACAAGAAGGUGGAGACGGUGGUGGGCAGCAGCUCAUCCUCGCUUACCGUCGAGGACGACCCGCCGGCGAAGGCUUCCACCAGCCCGAAACCGAGUAGUUCCCAGACGGCUGACGAGUUCGCUGACCAGAACAGUACCGAGACGGGUUUGCUGGCAGAUGUGAGCGCCAGCGCGGCGGCGUCAGCGGCGGCGGCCGUCACCGAGUCUCCGGUGGCCGCUCCGCCGACUCCGCAGCCGGCGGCGUCCCCGCUGGUCUCCCUGCCGCAGAACUACCGUACCGUGCGCGUGGUGCGUCUGGUGACAUCCGCCGGCCACCCGCACCUCCUACAGACGCUGUCGGCCCGGCCCGGCCAGCAGCCGCUCAUCGGGCAGCCGCCGGCCGCGCUGCUGCCGCCCUUCCACACGCUGUCAGCGGCCGAGACGGCCACGGGCGCGGCGGCGGCUGGCCUGACCGGCUGGCAGACCAUCUCGGCGCCGCACACGGCCGUGGUGACGGCGGCGGUGGCGGCGGCGGCAGCGCAGAGCCAGCAGACGGCCGCCGUCAAACAGGAGACCCAGGAGUCGGCGGGCACCCCGCAGCAGCAGCAGCAGCCGGUGCAGCAGGUGCAGCUGCAGAUCCAGCAGCCGCUGGCCGUCCAGCCGUCCCCGCAGCAGGAGCAGCAGCUGUCCCAGCCCACCCACCAGGAGGAGGAGGAGAAGGAGCGUAAACUGACAGAGGACGAACAGCAGAUGCUGGUCAACGUCAAUGUCAAACUCUCCGACCGCGAGGAGGCGUCAGAAUCCCAACAGAGCGAAAACAGCAACGAAGACGUGCGCAUACCGCAGGCCUCGUUUUUCACGGAGCAGCUGCAGUCGUGCCUGUCAACUGGCGAGGAGCUGUCCCCUCAGCAGCAGCAGCAGCAACAGCAACAGGAGGAGCAGCAAGACGACGAGCAGCAGCCGCAGGACGAGGACGAUCCGGGCGAGGCGGGCACCAACGGCGACGACCGGCUGCUCGACUGCUGCCGGCCGUCGCACGACCCGGACGGCGGCGGCUCGGCGGGUUCGGAGGGCUCCGGGCCGCCCACCCCGCUGCUCAGCCAGUCCUCUGUGCACGUCAUCACGGGUGUUCUGUCGUCGGGCGGCGGCGGUGCGGCGGCCGAGCUGCGCGCCUACCCGCCGCUGCCGCAGGGCCCGGCCGCCACCAGCGAGACGCUGGACGACGCGCCGCCCGGCAGCCUGGUGUACGGCGCCGCGCCGCCGCCGGACGCCGACGGCUUCUGGGCCGAGCUGGAGGAGGAGCCCGAGCUGCCCGAGCUGCCGCUGGAGUCGCGCGCCGCCGGCGGGGGCGCCGAGCUGGCCGUGGAGACCGCCUGGAGGCCUGGACCGCUGGGAGCCUCAUCAAAGAGACUGCUGGCCAGCGGCCCGCUGAGAACCAUCAGUAACCGCCAGCAGCUGCUCACCACCAAACUGGGCGCCGUGCUGAACGUGGCCGCGCCGCCGCGGAAACAGGCGCCGCGCCGCGUGCGCCGCCGGCCGGCCGAGCGGGCCAAGGCCGCCAAACAGACGAGCAUGACGGCCAUCCGCGAGCGGACGCCGUCCGGCCCCGGCUCCGGUCACGAGAGUGAGACGGAGAACGUGGAGCGCCGGACGGAGGCGGCCGCCGGAGAUGGGCUGCUACUGCAGGCGGCCGUUGAGCUGGAUCCACUGGCUAUUACAGUCGCGCCACUGCCGGCAGCCAGACUGCCGUCUCCAGCCGCCGAGCGGCAGCUGAAUACCUACGCCAAGAAGGACAAGAAGAAACUCAAACAGGUCACCAAAGUGGAAGCCAAGGAGAGUGCUCCUCCAAAGUCUAGCAAGGGCGCCCCGGCGGCAGCGGCUGCCAUGGCUGCGGUGGCCCCCGCCGCGCGGCCACCCUCGGGAGCCACCGGAGCCGCCCAGCCGCCGGCCACGGGAGCCGAGACCAAGGCGAGCGUGCCGGUGGUCACCGCAGUGAAGCUGAACAUGCCGUGGACGCCGCCCGGCUCUCCGGGCCGCCUGGUGACCGACCUGGCGUCGCUGACCAACCCGGACUCGCCCCGUGUCUUCCUGAGCCGUCUGCGAGAUGACGUGAUCACGCCGCCGCCGCCGACGUCGCCCGCGGCGCGCCGGCUCGGCUGGAGCCCCUCUCGGCCGGCGGCCGAGCCCGUCUCGCCGGCGGAGUCGCCGCGCGUCUUCCUGAGUCGCCUGCGCGCCGAGGACGCGGCGGCGCCGGCCAGUCCCGGCGGCAGGCCGACCGCCGGCCGGGGGGAGGCCGCCUCGCCGCCCUCUCCCGCGCGCGCCAAGUCGAGCCAGGCCUCUCAGCCCGUUCGGGCCGGCCCGUGGCAGUUGGCCGUCGGUGGCGGGCUGGGCCUCACCUCAGAGACGGCUGUGGGCGGACCCGAGUCGCCGCCCGGCCGGCGGGCGUCCCAGAGACUCUCCGCCGAGCACGACACAGAGGACGGAGAGAAGCCGCGCGAGAGACGCGCGUCACAACGCUUACCUACUUCAACUGAGACGAUAACAGCCGAGGACGCGGAGCAGCCGCAGGAGAAGCGGAUGUCUCGGCGGACCGCGACCGAGCCGAGCGCCGCUGAGAGCGGAGACAAGCCCAGGGAGGGUCGGUCCUCCCGGCGGCCGUCCGGCUCGGCCGAGGGCGGCGCUCAGCGGGAGAAGCGCGCCUCUCAGCGUCGCUCCUCCGACCGCAGGGCGGAGACGUCCCCCGGCCGCCGGCCGAGUCAGCGCGCCAGAGAGGCCAGCGGGGACGGCCGGCCGGCGAGCGACGAGCCGACGGACAGCGACCGCGGCGGACUGACAGCCAUUGUAUCCCCGGUCGUAACGCGGCUGGUCGGGCGGCCCAGCAGUCGUGACGGACGGCGCCCGCCGGCGGCUGCCCCGGCCACCAGACGCGGUUCACAGCCCAGUGAGCCUGCCCCCGCGGCGGCGGCCGGCCGGGGCGGUAGCCAGCGGCGUCCGAGCGGUGGCCGGCCCAGCGCCGCGGCUCGCCUCUGUAACGGCCGUGAGUCUCCUGCGCUGCGGAGCGGCCGCUCGCUUACCCCAGUGCCGGCCGGGCGCGGCAGCAGGACGGCGGACAAAACGGCUGGCUCCAACAAACCAAACACUGCGGCAACUAACCCGGACAAGGAGCAGAAACGAGCUGGGAGCGUGGGACGGACGAGGAAACAGAUCAACGGCUUGGAAAAGACCCAGAAUGGUCCGCGCGAAUCUGAGAAGCUGAAGAAACCACAACUGACUGCGGAUAAACCUGGCAAGAAGUCUGAAAUACCUGACCACCAAGACAAGAUUCAACGGAGGUCCGAGAGACCCAAGAAACGGUUGGAAGGCCCUGACAAACUCGAUAAACGUCAGGAUGUUGUAGAUAAAGUUAAAAGUAGUCAAGUGAGCGUAGAAAAACCCGUUACGCGGCAUGACACCACCCUAGAUAAACCCGUUACGCGACGAGGGAGUGUAGAUAAACCUGUUGCACGACAAACGAGCGUAGACAGGUCGAGUUAUCGGCCGGACAAGCUGGACAUGCCUCAUAUACGAUCGGUCAGCUUAGGCAGGAGGACUGGAGGCACCGACAAGCAAUUGAAGCGGUCUUGGAGCUUGGAGAAACGUGACAACCGAUCAGGGAGCUUGGACAAGUCCAACAAGCGACCAAAGAGCCAGGAGAAGCCCGGCGGCCGGCUGGGGUCGCCGGCGGUGACCGGUCGGCGGACGGAGGGCGCUGGGUCGGAGCGGCCCGGCCGGCCGGGGGUCACCCGGCGGCCGGCCAGCCGCGCCUCCAGCGCCGCCACCCCGCCCCCGCCGGCAGCCGCGGCCGCCAAGGCGACCGGCGGACAACAGCGUGCCAACGGGACGAUGCGGCGAUGUGCCCGCCGCUCGCUAGUUUGA